Messenger RNA from Microcebus murinus (gray mouse lemur), 1639 nucleotides. RefSeq names its product prostate and testis expressed protein 2. NCBI's taxonomy places the organism in Eukaryota, Metazoa, Chordata, Mammalia, Primates, Cheirogaleidae. The record is from RefSeq and is a predicted model, not a curated record.
GACAGAUCACAGUAGGAGAACAACCAGCACCUUCCACAGAAAGCUGCACAUGACAAAAGAUCUAAGAUGUUUGUUCUGUUUCUGCUGGGCACAGUCUUUCUGCUCUGCCCAUAUUGGGGUAAUCUUCAAGACACUCUAAAAGAGACUGAAAUAAUGUGUUAUAAAUGUAGAAAAUAUCAUCUUGGGUUGUGCUAUGAUGUCAUGAAAUCCUGCACUCUGAAGCACAAGCAGUCCUGUGCUGUUGAGAACAUCUAUAUACUUACAAGAAAAGGGAAGAGUAUGUAUCAUUAUUCAAAACUGUCAUGUAUGACCAACUGUGAAGACAUCAACUUCUUGGGUUUUGAAAAGAGGACUGAGCUUAUCUGUUGCAAUCAUAGUAACUAUUGCAACCUCCCUGAGGGACUCUAGUUCUAGAACUUUCCUGGAUUUUGGAUCAUUUUUUAACCCAUGUAAUGGAAUAAUACUCAUCAGGAGAAAGGAAUUAAAUGAAGAAAUGAAAGAAAUUUUACUCUUCUCUUCUAACCAAUAGUAGAGAGGAAGAAGGUGGCUGGCAGUGAAAAGAGAAGCAGGGAGGGCAGCUGCGUCUUAUGAAUGGUGAAGCACUGGACUGAAUCUUUGCAAGACUUAGUUUAAUUUCCUCAUGGUGAUGCUGCUAUGAAUAAGCUCAGACUUGGUCAUUUAUUAUCUGCUAUAUGAAAAAUGUGAAGACUUGGGCCAAAAUAAUCCCAAACUUGUCCUAAGAAUUCUGUGACCCUACUAUCCUCAUUUGCACAUACUCCUCUGGGCUGGGGUUUUCCUAGGGUGGGCCCUAAUACUUUCUGGCACUGUCCUUUUGCCUUUGGGUUCUGGAGAGGGCUGACCCUGCCUUUUCAAUUUUCUGGAAACAAGAACCAAAUCUUUCUCUGGUAGAGCUCUCAGAGGAAUCUUGGGCCAAAAAAACCCACAAAAACACACAAAAAACAAAAAAUGACAGCGAUCAGGAUGAAGCAUUGAAAAAAUUUUAGGGGCAUUUCAGUUUGUAAAAACCAAGAUUUGAGAGGCAAUUUGUUGUGGGCAGAGUUGGUUUGAAUUGUCAUGGCUUUGGCUGGCCAGGUAACCUUGGGCACAUGAUUGAACUAGGUUAUUGGACUGGGAAUGGGGGUGUUGUUGGAGGAUGGCUACUCUGUUCCUUCUCAUGGGAAUGAGAAAAAGAUGCUGAUGAGGCCCAGUAAUUGAAGAUGAUAGAAUGUGCAGGAAUACUGUGAGGUAGUGUUCAAGUAACAGGGUGCCUUGUGUGAGAUAGGGUUCUAAGAUAGAACUACCUCAGAAGUAGUUCUGAGAUAAUAGAAUGGUGAUAGUGGUGGGAAGAGAAGCUGGCAGAUACUGAAUGAGACAAAUAAGCAGAGAGAGACUGAGUAGCAUCAAUGUGGGAGUGGCACAUGGCAGCCAAGAUAGCGAAGCUUCCUUGGAUACAGACUAGUCCUAGCAUUUUUCUCCUUGUGAGGCCUACUGCAGUUCUUGGUCCUGGACUUCCACGAACUUUUUUCCUCUUACAUUAUGACAUAUAAAAUUUUUACAAUGAACCAACCAACCCUUUACUUGGGUAGUUUGGUGAACUCUGUCUUUGUGUCUAAUAAUGCAAUCCCUUCUGAGGCAUUCU